Nicrophorus vespilloides is the source of this 1206-nucleotide messenger RNA. It is a transcript of the gene Arv1, whose product is annotated as protein ARV1. Lineage: Eukaryota; Metazoa; Arthropoda; Insecta; Coleoptera; Silphidae. Gene Ontology annotation, biological process: sphingolipid metabolic process; regulation of plasma membrane sterol distribution; intracellular sterol transport. The record is from RefSeq and is a predicted model, not a curated record. Gene Ontology annotation, cellular component: cortical endoplasmic reticulum; Golgi apparatus. Bases 109 to 831 code for a protein of 240 amino acids. The transcript has 6 exons.
UCUAACGCUAUAAUGUUGUAACUAAAAUUCGCUACCAUGGCGCCACCCAAAGUAAUCGCACCGUACCGCAACGCACGAACAUAACCAACAAAAAAAACGCUUACACAAAUGUUCGCUUACGUCCAACAAAUGUUGCGAAUUGAUGAUCAUUUCGUUUGCAUCCACUGCGGUGAGCCCACCCAGGAGCUGUACAAGAAGUACAGUGCAUCAGUUCUGAAGCUCAAAACAUGUGAUUCCUGCAAUAAGAUUGCCGAUAAAUACAUUGAGUAUGAUCCAGUGAUCAUAAUCAUCGAUUUGGUCCUGUUGAAUAGAGAAGCUUAUCGGCAUGUCUUGUACAACACUGGAUUUUCAAUCCAUUGGAAGUUGUUGAUGGUGCUGCUUCUCAUGGAAACAUACUCUGAAUGGGUGGUGAAGUUUCCUCCAGAUUACAAAACGCCAGUGGUUCUUCACAGUUACUUCACAGCAGAUUUCAGUUACUAUAAGACUUUUUUGAAAGUUGCAUCAAGAGCUGCAUCCUUUUUCGUGGUUAUCCUGAUUUUAACUGUAAUUUAUAAUUUAUGGACGAAGAAGAAGAAUUUUAAAGAGCUCUUUUUCGAUGUUUGGAAAUGCACGAUACUUUCGAGCUUCGGCAUUUUUCUGCUUCUUCCCUCCCUCAUUUGGAAUAUCGACGUGGUUCACGACUAUCAUCACAUAUUUGUAUCGUUGUAUACCACUCUUUCGCAGUUGGUCGCUUAUACAGUAACUUGCGAUUGCCACAAGCUAUGGUCUAUAUUCGUUAUACUGACUUCAUACUAUUUUAAGAUAGUCCACUUCGACUUCGUCAACGCCUGAACGGUGACAUAAUCAUUGAACUAUCCACCAGUAUUAGUUAUGAAUAAGUAACGUCUAUAAUCGUCAAGAAAUGAAGAUAUUUCAUUGAAUAAUGAUGUUAAAAAAACUAUGCUAAUAUGCCAAAAGGAAGAAACUUUCAGUUUCUAAAACGAAUGUUUUAUCGAAAAGAUCGAUAUGAUCAAAUUGUUGAUAUAUAGAAUAUCAUUAUCAAUACUUUUCAUCAUACUCUACGAAUUCGUACUGUCAUAAAAUACAUUCUGCAAAUGUACAUUUUCUUAUAAGCUUUUGUUUUCAAAUCAAAUGCCAUGUUUUUUUUAAAUGUUAAUGCUAGUAGCAGCAAAUUCAAAACUGGUUUUUAUUACAGUUAUUGCUGAU